Molecule: messenger RNA, 786 nt
Organism: Apaloderma vittatum (bar-tailed trogon)
Lineage: Eukaryota; Metazoa; Chordata; Aves; Trogoniformes; Trogonidae
Product: interstitial collagenase-like
Exons: 6
Biological process (GO): collagen catabolic process; extracellular matrix organization; proteolysis
Cellular component (GO): extracellular matrix
Molecular function (GO): metalloendopeptidase activity; zinc ion binding
Source: RefSeq, a predicted model, not a curated record
UAUCCUCUAGGCUACAAUUUGUUCAUUGUUAUUGCCCAUGAGCUUGGCCACUCGCUGGGUCUGUCUCAUUCAAAUGAUCCUGGAGCACUGAUGUAUCCAACUUACGCCUACACGGACCCCAAGGAAUUCCUUCUUCCUCAGGAUGACAUUGAUGGCAUUCAAGCCAUUUAUGGGCAGUCUAAUGUUGCUAUGCAGCCAACAGGACCUGUAACUCCAAAAUCUUGUGACCCAAAUUUGACAUUUGAUGCUAUUACUACUCUACGUGGAGAAAUAAUAUUCUUCAAGGGCAGGUAUAUGCUGCGCAAACAUCCUGCAAGGGCGGGGACGGAGCUCAACUUUAUCUCGCUGUUCUGGCCACAGUUACCAUCAGGAAUUCAAGCUGCUUAUGAAAACGUUAAUAGAGAUGAAGUUUUACUUUUUAAAGAGGGUAAAUAUUGGCUUGUCAGGGGAUAUGACGUUGCACGUGGCUAUCCUAAACCAAUUUAUCAUCUGGGGUUCCCAAAGACUAUUAAAAGAGUUAAUGCUGCUUACAGCGAUGAAGUCACAGGAAAAACAUACUUCUUUGUAGCUGACAGAUACUGGAGAUAUGAUGAAAACAAGAAAUCUAUGGAUCCUGGUUAUCCCAAGAAAAUAGUCUCCCACUUUGGAAAAAUUGGCCGGGUUGAUGCUGCUUUCCAGAAAGAUGGCUAUGUCUACUUCUUCCAUGGAACAACUCAGUUCCAGUUUGAUCCUCGUGCUAAACGGAUUGUCGGAAUAAUGAAGAGCAUCAGCUGGUUUAAUUGUUAA